Marmota monax (woodchuck) is the source of this 3266-nucleotide messenger RNA. RefSeq names its product endothelin converting enzyme 2 (gene Ece2). Gene Ontology annotation, cellular component: plasma membrane. Gene Ontology annotation, molecular function: metalloendopeptidase activity; S-adenosylmethionine-dependent methyltransferase activity. NCBI's taxonomy places the organism in Eukaryota, Metazoa, Chordata, Mammalia, Rodentia, Sciuridae. The coding region runs from base 51 to 2789 and encodes 912 amino acids. Gene Ontology annotation, biological process: protein processing. The transcript is spliced from 20 exons. The record is from RefSeq and is a predicted model, not a curated record.
CCACCCUCCGGAUUGGCUGCGUAGGUCGGGUCUUGGAGAGUGCCUAGAGCAUGGCCUCUCCUGGGUCCCCGGCGCCCUGGCCGGAGUUACCCGAGCAGAACUUCGAGUACUGCGAGGUCCAGUACUGGGACCAGCGCUACCAAGGCGCGGCGGACUCUGCGCCCUACGAGUGGUUCGGGGACUUCUCCUCCUUCCGUUCCCUCCUAGAGCCUGAGCUGCGGCCGGAGGACCGUAUCCUCGUGCUAGGUUGCGGGAAUAGUGCUCUGAGCUACGAGCUGUUCCUUGGAGGCUUUCCCGAUGUGACCAGUGUGGAUUACUCAUCAGUAGUGGUGGCUACCAUGCAGGCUCGCUAUGCCCAUAUACCCAGGCUGCGUUGGGAGACCAUGGAUGUGCGGAUGCUUGCCUUCCCUAGUGGCUCCUUUGAUGUGGUGCUUGAGAAGGGCACACUGGAUGCCCUGCUGGCUGGGGAACAGGAUCCCUGGACCAUAUCAUCUGAAGGUAUCCACAUUGUGGACCAGGUGCUCAGUGAGAUGGUGGAGUACAAACGGGCCACUCUUCUGGAUGAAGACGCACCGGAGACCCCCGUAGAGGGCGGGGCCUCCCCAGACGCCGUGGAGGUGGGAUUCCGGAAGGGGACAAGACAACUUUUAGGCUUGCACACCCAGUUGGAGCUGAUCUUGGCAGGUGUCUCUUUACUGCUGGCUGCACUGCUUCUGGGCUGCUUGGUGGUCCUGGGGGUCCAGUACCACAGAGACCCAUCCCACAGUACCUGCCUCACAGAGGCCUGCAUUCGAGUGGCUGGAAAAAUCUUGGAGUCCCUAGACCGUGGGGUGAGUCCCUGUGAAGACUUUUACCAGUUCUCCUGUGGGGGCUGGAUUCGGAGGAACCCUCUGCCAGAUGGGCGUUCUCGCUGGAAUACCUUCAAUAGCCUCUGGGACCAGAACCAGGCCAUACUGAAGCACCUGCUUGAGAACACCACCUUCAACUCCAGCAGUGAAGCUGAGCGGAAGACACAGCGCUUCUACCUGUCCUGCCUACAGGUGGAGCGCAUUGAGGAGUUGGGAGCCCAGCCACUAAGAGACCUCAUUGACAAGAUCGGUGGUUGGAACAUUACGGGGCCCUGGGACCAGGACAACUUCAUGGAGGUGCUAAAGGCAGUAGCAGGGACCUACAGGGCCACCCCGUUCUUCACCGUCUACAUCAGUGCCGACUCCAAGAGUUCCAACAGCAAUGUCAUCCAGGUGGACCAGUCUGGGCUCUUUCUGCCCUCUCGAGAUUACUACUUAAACAGAACCGCCAAUGAGAAAGUGCUCACAGCCUACCUGGACUACAUGGAGGAGCUGGGGAUGCUACUUGGUGGACAGCCAACUUCCACCCGGGAACAAAUGAGGCAGGUGCUGGAGCUGGAGACACAACUGGCCAACAUCACAGUACCCCAGGACCAGCGGCGGGAUGAGGAGAAGAUCUAUCACAAGAUGAGCAUCUCAGAGCUGCAGGCUCUGGCGCCCUCCAUGGACUGGCUUGAGUUCCUGUCUUUCUUGCUGUCACCAUUGGAGUUGGGUGACUCUGAGCCUGUGGUGGUGUAUGGGACGGAUUAUUUGCAGCAGGUGUCAGAACUCAUCAACCGCACCGAACCAAGUGUCCUGAACAAUUACCUGAUCUGGAACCUGGUGCAAAAGACGACCUCGAGCCUAGAUCGGCGCUUUGAGUCUGCACAAGAAAAGCUGCUGGAGACCCUCUAUGGCACCAAGAAGUCCUGCACACCACGAUGGCAGACCUGCAUCUCCAACACGGAUGAUGCCCUUGGCUUUGCUUUGGGAUCCCUCUUUGUGAAGGCCACAUUUGACCGACAAAGCAAGGAAAUUGCAGAGGGGAUGAUCAGUGAAAUUCGUUCUGCUUUUGAGGAGGCUCUGGGACAGCUGGUUUGGAUGGAUGAGAAGACCCGUCAGGCAGCCAAGGAGAAAGCAGACGCCAUCUAUGAUAUGAUUGGUUUCCCGGACUUUAUCCUGGAGCCCAAAGAGCUGGAUGAUGUUUAUGAUGGGUAUGAAGUCUCUGAAGAUUCUUUCUUCCAAAACAUGUUGAAUUUGUACAACUUCUCUGCUAAGGUGAUGGCUGACCAGCUCCGCAAGCCUCCCAGCCGAGACCAGUGGAGUAUGACCCCUCAGACGGUGAAUGCUUAUUACCUUCCAACCAAGAAUGAAAUUGUCUUCCCUGCUGGCAUCCUGCAGGCCCCCUUCUAUGCCCGCAACCACCCCAAGGCCUUGAACUUUGGAGGUAUUGGCGUAGUCAUGGGUCAUGAGUUGACACAUGCUUUUGAUGACCAAGGUCGUGAGUACGACAAGGAAGGGAAUCUGCGACCCUGGUGGCAGAAUGAGUCACUGGCAGCCUUCCGCAAUCACACGGCCUGCAUGGAGGAACAGUAUAACCAGUACCAAGUCAAUGGGGAGAGGCUCAAUGGCCGCCAGACACUGGGGGAGAACAUCGCUGACAAUGGGGGGCUUAAGGCUGCCUACAAUGCUUACAAAGCAUGGCUCAGGAAGCAUGGGGAGGAGCAGCAGCUGCCAGCCGUGGGGCUCACCAAUCACCAGCUCUUCUUUGUGGGAUUUGCCCAGGUGUGGUGCUCAGUCCGCACACCAGAGAGCUCUCACGAGGGGCUGGUGACCGACCCCCAUAGCCCUGCCCGCUUCCGCGUGCUGGGCACUCUCUCCAACUCCCGUGACUUCCUGCGGCACUUCGGCUGCCCUGUCGGUUCCUCCAUGAACCCAGGGCAGCUGUGUGAGGUGUGGUAGACCUGGGUUGGGGAAAAAGAUGGCUGGCCAUUGCCAAGGCCUGGGACUCCCAGGUUAGGAGAAAGCAAAUGCAAGCUGGGCUGGGUCCAGCCCCUCCACCCCACAGGUGACAUAAGUCUAGUCCCCCCUUGACCACCACAUCGUGCCUCUGCUUUGGGGGUGCCCUUUCCUCCAGCAGAGCCCCCACCAUUCACUGUGACAUUCUUCUGUGUCACCCUGCCUUGAGGAGGUCUAGGCAGAGAAUCCAGUUCCCAUAGAAAUGAGUCUUUGGCUCCAAGCUUAUUCAGCUUGGGGGCUAUGGGGCCUGCUGUGUUUGCCCUAUUGUGAUCCACAGGGCCUGCGGCUGUGCCUCCCAGGCUUCUCUCCAGACUUACUCAGUGCCCAGAUGGAAGUGGGCUCAGCUCCCUUCCAAUCCGCCCUCAGAGGCCACCCCCACCCCGUGCUCCUUGUGCUGCUGCUCCCUGUACUGCUGCCCAC